CAGAAAGCAGCAUCCAUCACCUCAACGGGACGGAGCUUGGGUAAGUUGGAGGUCGGGAUGGGUGAAUCUGACAGCUUUGGUCUCUUGCAGUCUUCCACAUCAGUUGGCAUUUUUAAUUUUUUUUAAAAAAUCAGCAUUUCAGUAAAUUUCUACUAAUUGACACAUUUCUGCGAACAUUUCUCCUUUUUAUAAUGCAUUUUACAUGCUAUUUUCAUAUACAUAUGCAUUUCUACACACUGUUUCCUAGUCCUUGCAUUUCUCUUCACAUUACUUGGCUGGUGAACUGCACUGCCAACCUGAAGAAACACAUGCAAACCAGGUGGAUUUCCCUUUGUAUGCAAAGUGGAACGUAUUUUCCCCAUGUUCUUAGUGAAGGUGGCCACCAACUCUGUUCUGACAUCAUGGCUGCUGUUUCACACUUAGAGUAAUGGAAACCAGAUUUUUCACAUAUAAGGAAGCUCAGCCUUUGAGAAAACAGGAGUCUAGCGGCACUCCUUAGAUGCUAGAACUCAUGGCGAUUUGUUCUAUGAAUAUUUCCUCAAAAUCAUGCAGCAGUCGUCUUCAUAGAGAUGACUCAGCCAGCCGUAGUCCAUCAUUUAGUCUCUAGUGUGUCCUAAGGAAACACUACAGAGGAAGGGAACUCUGCAGGUAAGAGGAUGGGAACAAAGUUAGGAUUGGUUGGCUCUGCCUGUCCUUGACUUUGGCUCCACCUAUCACUGGUCUUCCUGCCUUCUGCCCUAUCAGCCCCAAUGGACACCAGCCUCCACUGGUCCAGAAGAGUCAGUGGUCAGCACUAGGUGCACCUACACACUAACCUUACUUGACUCCAUGAUACUUCAACAAUCGACAACUUUAAGUUUUGGGUUCUCUCUUCUUUCUCUAAUCUUCCCAUUUAUGAUUUUAAGAACAGAAAAUGCUGGUUUACUUUUUCCUGCUAUCACCACAUUCACAAUAAGUAAGGAUAGGUUUUUAAUUUGUUGCACAUUUCCUUCCACAAAAGGUCAGCCAGAAAAUGGGGGUUGUCACCUAUCUUUGCCUUCUUGGUCUCCUGGUCUCCUAUUCUUUCCCUGGAGGUGAGUGUUUUAACAAUUAUCUGGGAAUUUCCCAAAAAUCUUAAUAGGGGCUAAGCAUUUAUGUAAAUAAAAAGUAAUUGUUAUAUUUCCAGGUGAUGGUAACCAAGCUAAGGCUGUUGGAAUAAAUAAUCAGGCAAUUGAAGCUGGUUCAUUAGAAUGAAUAGGGAAUUGCCCUACCAACCUCAGUCUGCCCUGAACCACUCCUCAUAUUCAUAUUUACAACCAGUCAGGGACUGGCACUGCCUGUCAUUGCCUCUGGAUCCACCUUCUGUUGGUCUCCCUGCCUUCUGUCUCACCAAUUCAACUGGACACUAACCACCUCUGAAAGCACAAAGGUUUAAAUUACCUGUGCUUCCUCAAUGGAAUAAGCAAAAGUACAGGUAAAGUGAGAUUUCACAUUAAAAACAGUCUUCUUACAACUUUUUCUUCCUUUACUCUUCUUUCCACACAGCAAGGGCCAGAUCCUGUCCCAGGGGUUGGCUGAGAGCGCUGGGCAACUGCUAUGCAUAUUUUGAUAGCCCAAAGACAUGGUUUGCAGCUGAGGUAAGAAGUUGGUUCUCACCAACCAAGCUGUAGCAUAAGAUAUUGUUGUGGGUUGCACAUGAGAUCUUUUUGAGGAGGGCUAUGUAUGUGGGUUGUCCUGAGACAAUACCUGGCCAACAUUUCAAAUUGAGUUGCUCACCCAACAUGUUCAAGGGAUGUGUUUCCAUGGGAGCCAUGAAGGCUUAAUUAACAGUCAAGACUCCUCAAGGGUGGCAACUUAAAUAAAAUAAGGGGCGUGGAAGUGGCUGGUAAGCCCUGCUCUGCACAAUCGAUCACAAGACAUGGCACCCCCCCAUUGGAAUGGCAAUGCCCAUCGCCUUUGGGAACCCGCCCCCUCAAAUAUUUUAUUGGGGGGCUAAAGGGACCUUGGCCCAAAAGAGUUGGACCCUGUGGUCAGGAGGGAUGGCCUGGCCAGAAUGUAUUCACUCACUAUUAGGAAGAGGCAAGUCAUCUCUGUUACUGAAAAGAAUACAAUGGUACCUCGGGUUAAGUACUUAAUUCAUUCCGGAGGUCCGUUCUUAACCUGAAACUGUUCUUAACCUGAAGCACCACUUUAGCUAAUGGGGCCUCCUGCUGCUGCCGUGCCGCCGGAGCACAAUUUCUGUUCUCAUCCUGAAGCAAAGUUCUUAACCUGAGGUACUAUUUCUGGGUUAGAGGAGUCUGUAACCUGAAGCGUAUGUAACCUGAAGUGUAUGUAACCGGAGGUACCACUGUAAUGGUCUGCAGUGCCAAAAUGGAAUGUGGUAGGUUAGUUUGUUUGGUGAUUAUCUGAGCAGAAGUCAAGCUAAUAUGAAUUCAACAUUCCAAAGCAAAUCCCUUCAGCUCAAAACUCCUUGCAUACAUUUAAAUGCCUAUUUUCCUUUUCUGAAACAAUCUCAACAUUCUGUAUGCAAAGGCUUCUGAAUUUGGAGUUGUGAGAAAACCAACUUUGGUCUCCUCCAGAGUACUUAUUUCGUGAACCCUCAUCCUGAUUUGUUUGCACAAAGCUUACACAGAAGUUAUGUGAUAGCCAUUCUUCACUGAACACUCAGUCUGAUUUGCCUGAGUAGAGAUUAAUAUUCAUUCUUUCAUUCAUAAAUUUUACAAGACUUAUACACUGUUCGGUUUUAUUAAAACCCAAAGUGAUUUACAAAAAAUAACAAUACAAUAGCACUGUCAGUAACAAACAGUUAAAAACAAGUAUUUGAAACAUUCAGGGGAAAAUAGAAUCAAUGAGAAGUCUAAAAACCAGUUUAAAACAUACACCAACAUUCUACAUGUCUUGAUAGGGUUGUCUAAAGAAAAUGUUUUUAGAAGGUGCCGAAAAGAGUACAGGGAAGUCACAGCAACAAGCAUUCAUCCUAAUUUUCUUUUGGAGUUUUUAGAAGUGGGCUUUUCUUUUAAAAAGUAGGUUUCUUGGGCCACAGAUUGGUCAAAGAUAGACAGAUGGACAAACAGACGGACCACAUUCCAAAAGAUAGAAUAGAUUAAGAACUUUGACAUUACACAUGGUUAUUCACAGUUGGAUAACUCCAACUGGGUGGGAUAUCACUUUUGAAUUCUUACCUUAGUAUGUUUCCGAGCACAAUUCAAAGUGUUGGAGUUGACCUUUAAAGCCCUAAAUGGCCUUGGCCCAGUAUACCUGAAGGAACAUCUCCACCCCCAUCGUUUAGCCCAGACACUGAGGUCCAGCUCCAAGGGCCUUCUGGCAGUUCCCUCACUGCAAGAAGUGAGGUUACAGGGAACCAGGCAGAGGGCCUUCUUGGUAGUGGCGCCUGUCCUGUGGAAUGCCCUCCCAUCAGAUGUCAAGGAAAUAAACAACUACCUGACAUUUAGAAGACAUCUGAAGGCAGCCCUGUUUAGGGAAGUUUUUAAUGUCUGAUGUUUUAUCAUGUUCUUAAUAUUUAGUUGGCUUGGGAGGUCCAGUCAGAUGGGUGGGAUAUAAGUAAUAAGUUGUUGUUGUUGUUGUUGUUGUCUUGUUGUCUUUUUGAUAUAUUGUGAACCACUUUGGGCACCAUUAUGUGGGAAAGUGACCUACAGUUAAGCGGAUGAUGAUAAUGGUGGCAGAAUUACUUUAGUGCCUUCUCUAUUCUCAGAUUGCAUGCCAAAGCCAUGGCCGUGGGACCCAUCUGGCUUCUAUACACACAGAGCAAGAGUCAGCCUUGGUGGCCAAUUACAUCUCCUCAAAGCAGAGGAGAAAAUAUGAUGUCUGGAUUGGUCUCUAUGAUCCCUAUGAGGUGAGUUCCCUUCAAUUACUCUAUUCCAGGUCAUCAUCACAGCACAGUGGCUCCUUAGCAAUGCCAUCCUAUCAUCUCACAGGCUGCAUCCCAUAAUUAUUUCUCCAAUAUUUUACAUAGGGGCCAGGCAUGCUGGGUUCCACCCCACAUUAGGGGUGCCCACACAUGGAACAUGUUGCCGCUCCCUGCCAACCCCCCACAGAGAACAUUUUGUGGGUGCCUCAGCACCCAUGGCCUUGCAUAGAUGGUGCUUAUGGUAGGGGCUUCUUCUCUAAUGUCUCCAUCAUAGCUUGCAAGAGCUUCCUGCUGAGCAAACUCCUCUGAAGAUCCUUGCACUGAGCUACAAACCUCCUUGGUCAAAUAAGCUGUUCCUUCUCUUUCCUGCAGAACCGAGAUUGGAAGUGGCUUGAUGAUUCAUUCUUUAAUUACAACAACUGGAACAGAAGGGAGCCAAACAACACUGGCGGCAAGGAGUAUUGUGUGGAGCUGAAACGUUGGACAGGUAGGGAAACUAUUUGCAUGCCUGAGAAAAAAGGCGUUUUCACCUUGAAUGCUACAUUACCCUCCAAUUCCCUAUAAAUUUCCAACCUUUCUCAGGGUUGCAUCUCACUAAAUUGCACUGAAAAUACCUCUGUCAAUAGACCCAAAUUAACCAUCACUAAUUAAAGUCUAUUGAUUAGAAGGGAUCCAAUUAUGAGUCAGAUUUAACCCUCAACCAGGUGUUCGCGUGUAGAAAUGUUUACAAAUCAAUUACUCUGUAGACCUGGCUAGCAGUGGUCCAUUCAUUCAGCAUUUAGCGUCACUGCCCAACACACCAGGAAGCUUCAGCUGUAGCUCAUCUGCAUAGUUUAGUUGCAUGUGUUUUAUUUGCAUGCAUACUCAUUUACAUAUUAUAUUCUGGAAACAGUGGUUUUUCAAGUGGGCCAUGUCAUAUUAUUUUCUACAGCAUUUCUCUAAGAAGUGGUUAAAGUCAGAUAAAGAAACAAAAGAAGGCGCCACAUUAAAAAAGGGUUGCCAUACGUCCGGAUUUUUCCAGACAUGCUUGGGAAUCAGGGCCUGAAAAUGGCGUCUGGGCAGCAAAGCAGCAAAAAGUCUGGGGAAACCUGGACAUAUGGCAACCAGGUCUAUUUUCAAAGGAAAAUGCUUCAAACAUGCUUUAAAAGCUGAAAAUUUGGGGUGGGGUGGUGGAAGGGAGAUGUUCACACAAAAAAACCUCUCAAAAAGAGAAAAAAGCUCAGGCGGGUCCUCACUUGUUCCUGGUGCACCUUGCAAUGCGUGCGCGUUUGCCCAGAUUUUUAGUAUCUGAAAUAUACCCUAGUCAAAUCCAAAUCCUAACCCGUACUCCAAAGCACAUCCAUUUGGUUAUGUAAUAAUGGGCAAGAAAUAGUAACUUUUGUCAUGUCUUGAAUUUUAGGUUUUCGAAAGUGGAAUGAUGAACCUUGUCACCAUUUCAAUACCUAUAUCUGCAAACAAGAGAUUUAAAGGAGACCACAGCUCCCAACUCUGCCUGCUUAGUGGAUCUCUGAUCUCAUUGCUUCCUCUCCCAUCCCUCAAAAACAGCUCUUCUUCAUUUUCAAAAUAACCUCCUCUAUAGAGCUACCUCUUUGGUCUUCCCAUUCACUUCGAAGUUUCCUUGUUACUUCUGCAAAAUAUAAUCCUAAUAAACUCGCUUACGUGUA
This is a messenger RNA of Podarcis lilfordi (Lilford's wall lizard), 5511 nucleotides long. The record is from the annotation of a GenBank genome assembly. NCBI's taxonomy places the organism in Eukaryota, Metazoa, Chordata, Lepidosauria, Squamata, Lacertidae.